AUGAAAAAAAUGGAAUAUAAAGGAAAGCAAUGGCAUGAUAAAUGCUUUUGUUGUGCAUUAUGUCGUACACCAAUUGGAACCAGAAGUUUUAUCCCGAAAAAUGAAGAAGUAUACUGCGCUAGUUGCUAUGAGGAGAAAUUUGCGACGAGAUGUUGCAAAUGUAAAAAAGUGAUAACAACAGGUGGUGUUACAUACAAAAAUGAACCAUGGCAUCGUGAAUGUUUUUGUUGCACCAACUGUGAUACAUCACUUGCUGGUCAACGAUUUACUUCGAAAGACGAAAAACCGUAUUGUGCUAACUGUUAUGGCGAAUUAUUUGCCAAACGAUGCAACGCAUGUGAAAAACCGAUUACUGGAAUUGGUGGCGCAAAAUUCAUUUCGUUCGAAGAUCGCCAUUGGCAUAACGAAUGUUUUGUAUGCGCUCAAUGUAGAACUUCACUUGUCGGAAAGGGUUUUAUAACCGAUGGUACCGAUAUUUUGUGCCCUGAAUGUGCUAAGGCACGACUAAUGGCAGCUCAUUCCUAA
Dracunculus medinensis (Guinea worm) is the source of this 525-nucleotide messenger RNA. The record is from the annotation of a GenBank genome assembly. Lineage: Eukaryota; Metazoa; Nematoda; Chromadorea; Rhabditida; Dracunculidae.